Molecule: messenger RNA, 2193 nt
Organism: Microplitis demolitor
Lineage: Eukaryota; Metazoa; Arthropoda; Insecta; Hymenoptera; Braconidae
Product: venom acid phosphatase Acph-1-like
Exons: 7
Coding region: 100-1323 (407 amino acids)
Biological process (GO): dephosphorylation
Molecular function (GO): phosphatase activity
Source: RefSeq, a predicted model, not a curated record
AACAACUUUUUUUGACGUAUUUACAAAAAAAAAAUAGUCUUUUUAUUUUUAAGUGCGAGUUUUGUGUCAAUAUUAUUUGUUCAUAGUAAUUAAUAUAUCAUGUCACUUUGGUGGAUUAAAGUUUUCAAGAUUAUCAUUAUCCAAGGACUCAUUGGAAUAGUCAGGUCUGAUGCAGAAAUAAAACUAUUGCACGUGCUUUUUCGACAUGGUGAUAAAGUGCCGCAUAAAGAGUUUCAAAACUACCCAACAGACCCACAUGGAAAUCAUUCGUACUACCCCAUGGAUAGCGGAGACCUAACAAACGAAGGAAAAUUACGAGAGUACAAAAUCGGGCAAGUUCUGCGAGAAAAAUAUGGCGAAUUUUUCGGGCCAUAUUACCAGCCUAGCUUGAUUUUUGGCCGUUCGACGGACAUUCCUAGAACUCAGAUGUCCUUAGAACUUGUUCUCGCAGGAUUAUUUCCUCCAACUGGUAAACAAAUUUGGAAUCCACAUUUGCCCUGGAUUCCCGUGUCAACUGUUUCAGUACCAAAUGAACAAGACAGUUUGCUUUUCCCACAUCACUGUCCGGAGUACAUCAAAGAGUACAAAAAUUUUUUGGGACAAGGCAUUGCGAAAAAUAUGAUAAACAAACAUAAAGAAGUGAUGAAAUAUUUAACUGAUAAUACUGGCAAACAGGUUGACCAAACUUCUGCAGUUUACUAUUUGUAUAAUUUAUUUAACGAACAGAUUGCUCAAAAUUUAACCUUACCAGAAUGGACAAAAAAUGUAUAUCCAAAUUCUAUGAAAGAAAUAACAGAAUUGGAUUUUAAUCUCAGAUCAUAUACAAAUAAAUUAAAGCGUUUAAAUGGAGGUAUUUUACUGCACGAGAUAACAGAAGGAAUGAAAGCAUUGAGAGAUGGAGUAUUACAACCACAUGAGAGAAAAGCUUUUUUUUAUUCAGCUCAUGAGUUGAAUGUAGCUGCUGCAGCCAGAGCGCUCGGUACUAAUGAUCCAAUAUUACCAUUGUAUGGUUCCACUAUCAUAUUUGAGACUCUCAAAGAUGAGCAUAACAAUUAUUUUAUUAAAGUGCAAUUGUGGACUGGAGUAACGGAACAAUUUAUUACACAAACGAUACCAGGAUGCACUGAACUUUGUCCACUUGAUCAGUUUUUGAAACUGCUUCGUGAUGUAAUUGCUACAGAUAAAGAGGCAGAUUGUUAUGGUUUGAAAAAAAAUGAAAAAAAUUCAAAAGCUUCAUCGAGCAGCAGAUUUAAUUUUAAUACGACUAAUGUAUUUAUUUGCCUGGUUUUUUUCUCAUUAAAAUUUUUUAAUAUAUUAAUUUAAAAUGGCAAAAGAAAAUUUUAAUUAAAGGAUGUAUACAGUGGACCCAUUAUAAGUUUCUUUUCCUCAAUCAGUUGUUACUAAGUCCGAAAACUGCAAGUUUUUCCAGUUCUAAUAAAAUUUUUGUCUUCACUUUAUUGAGCAUUAUGCUCAUCUCUAAUGAUUAUUAUUAGUGUAAUUAAACAAUAGAAAAAUCGGCAGUCGCGUCUGUAAUAAAACGUCAAUAUGACGUUCAAAAUUAUAUAAAAUAAAAGAAACUUAUAACAGGUAGUCGAUAACAAAAGUAAGGGCGCGGUAGUGGGGAACCUGAAAUUACAAGAAAAAUUUCCCGUACAUUCUCUAGAACAAGCUUAUGACGGGGUAGUCGACGGUACUCAAAAAUAUUAGAGUAGGAUGAACAGAUAAAUGAAAUUAUUGAACGUCAGAGUUAAGUAGGAAAGCAUAUAUUUAAAGCUAAUCGAUAAGUCUAUUUCUCUUGAGGCGAAAGGUUCAAACACCUUGUUUAACCUGAUAAUAUCGAACUUUAAAUUACCUUGUUAUAUAAAUGUAAAAAAAGUAAUUUCUUUAUAAAUUGAAUUAUUAAAAAAUGAUGUAUUUUUUUUUAAGCUGAUAAAAAACUAAAGGAAGAGCGUAAAUUUACAAUCAACAGGUGAGGAAAACAUUUAGGCACCAGUUGUUUUGCAACAAUGAAUUAUUUUUCACGGCUGGUGAAUGCUGACAUUAUGUGUUCUAUGUCUGUUGGGCUUGGCCAGGCGACAAAAGUCAAGAGUAGAAAACCAAGCCUUGUUCUUGUGUUGGUGAAUGUUUAGUUCCCUUAAGAAUAGACCAGCUUGCAUCAGCGAGUGUGAAAAGGCAUAUUCCAAUUCAUGAAUG